Messenger RNA from Fusarium redolens, 1661 nucleotides. Its product is annotated as pyruvate kinase-like protein. The record is from RefSeq and is a predicted model, not a curated record. The transcript is spliced from 2 exons. Gene Ontology annotation, molecular function: pyridoxal phosphate binding; iron-sulfur cluster binding; oxidoreductase activity. NCBI's taxonomy places the organism in Eukaryota, Fungi, Ascomycota, Sordariomycetes, Hypocreales, Nectriaceae. The coding region runs from base 12 to 1661 and encodes 549 amino acids.
GUUAGGGUACAAUGGGUGUUCCGUCAACAAAAAAUAUCCCGAAGGAGACUGUGUCCCAUCUGGAUCCUGCCCCUAUUCCUAGUCCCGGAGCUCUUUUGCAAGUCAGAGCAGGAAGAGUCAAGAAAGGCGCCCUUGGAGGUGAAAUCACAUCUGCUAUCUACAAACAGCAACAUGAUGGACCUAUAUUCUGCAGUGCGACAGGCGUGCUGGGGGACGAACACGCUUCCAGCAGACACGGCGGCACAGAGCGCGCAGUGCAUCAGUAUAACCCAGACCACUACCCAGACUGGCGAGCCGAGAACCCACCAGAGCCAGAUCUGUACGAUGUCGGAGCAUACGGCGAGAAUCUUGUCACCACGAACAUGAACGACGACAAUGUUUGUAUCGGCGACAUAUACCAACUUGGCAAAGACGUUCUUCUCGAGGUUAGCGAACCACGUCAUCCGUGCUUCAAACUCAACUCCCGAUUCAAAUGGCCGAGGGCUCUAAAACGGACGAUACGAACAGGACGAGCAGGCUGGAACAUGCGGGUCUUGAAAACAGGCAAUAUCUGUAAGGGAGACACGAUCUCUUUACUAGAUCGACCGUAUCCUGAAUGGUCUGUCUUGAACGUCCAGCGCGUCAUCAGAGCGAGAAAUGUCUCCCUUCAUCUGUUGGCGGAAUGCACGCAACUUCCUAUGACAGAUCUCUUUCUGGAUAUUGCUAAAGAGAGAUUGAGGAGUGCUCCAAAGACAUACACUCUGGUUGACGCUCGCCUCGUCGCUGAGCGUGUGAGGAUGCUCACAUUUGCCUUGAAGGAGCCUCUAACUCUUGCCAACCCAGCAUUCGAACCUUACGCUUUUGCUCAGAUCAUAUUCGGACGCGAAACCAAAUUUGAGCGAUCGUACUCGAUUGUCGACGGCGAUAUAUACAAGUUUAGCCUGGGCGUGUCUCUCGAUCGACAAUCACGAGGAGGUUCGGCCUAUUUACACAACGAGCUGAAUAUUGGCGACGAGAUUGAAAUGUAUCCUGGAAUAAACCCUGGUGCGCAAGAAAAUGACGAAAAAUGCACCGAGAGCUUGACACGUAUUCUGAUCGUCGGAGGGAUCGGAAUAACGGCCUUUCUCCCAUCGAUGCGUGACUGGGAGAGCAAAGGCCUGCCAUACCAUCUUCAUUAUGCCGUUCGAAGUAUUGGAGAGGCCGCCUUUCUUGAUCAACUUCCGAAAGACAAAACCACUUUUUAUUGUCGAUCAGAGAGUGAACGACUCGAUAUUAGAAACGUCAUACCGAAGCCCAGCCACAAUGGGACAUACAACGCACGCAUAUUCUCGUGCGGAUCUUCAGGCAUGAUGAAAGAAUGUGCAAAUAUUGCCAAUGAACUUGGAUAUCCAGAACACAUGCUUCAUUUUGAGGAUUUCGGUAACGGUGGAGGUGGUGAGUUUGGUGAAGCCUUCGAGGUCCAAGUCGAUGAGCCGGACUCGAACAGACACGAAACGAUGACGAUUCCUCCAAACAAGACACUACUAGACGUACUCAAUGACGCGGGCUUUGAUGUAUUAUACUCGUUCUGUGAGGGGAAGGUUGAUUACAAGAGCACAGCGCUGCUUGAGAAGGAAAAGGGACGGGCUCUACAGGCUUGUGUUGACCGUGGUAUUGGGAGGCUCAAGAUAGAGAUCGAUUAG